This is a messenger RNA of Anastrepha obliqua, 3484 nucleotides long. It is a transcript of the gene Cnot4, whose product is annotated as GATA zinc finger domain-containing protein 14. Gene Ontology annotation, biological process: protein ubiquitination. Gene Ontology annotation, molecular function: RNA binding; metal ion binding; ubiquitin-protein transferase activity. The transcript has 3 exons. The coding region runs from base 389 to 3397 and encodes 1002 amino acids. Gene Ontology annotation, cellular component: CCR4-NOT complex. The record is from RefSeq and is a predicted model, not a curated record. NCBI's taxonomy places the organism in Eukaryota, Metazoa, Arthropoda, Insecta, Diptera, Tephritidae.
GUCUCUGUCAGCAAAGAAUCGCACAAGUGAACUUGUAUUGUUUAAAUAAAGAAUUUUUUACCUGUUUUGCUACAAACAUUUGAGAUUUUUGAGCAAUUUAGCACCUAAAGUUUCUGUGUGGCGAAUACAUUUGCGUAUUUUGCACUAGCUGAAUUUUUUCACCUGGAAAUAGAUCCGAGUACUACCGCGCAACAACUUUGCCAAGAGCUGAAUUCUUGCGUCUACCGCUUCUCUUAAUUUGUGAGGGCUCAAAGGUAUUGCAUUGGCUCCUGGCUUUGCCACAGACAGAAAAGCUUGGACUCAAAAAGGUUUAAUUCUACUGCGUAACUAGAGCACCACUGCUUACUUGCCUGAUAUUAGACUCUUAAAGGUUUUUUGUGAAAGCGAUAUGGAUAACAACGAAGAUGUACUUGAAUGUCCGCUUUGCAUGGAACCUCUCGAGGUUGAUGAUCUGAACUUCUUUCCAUGUACUUGUGGCUACCAAAUUUGCCGAUUUUGCUGGCACAGAAUACGCACCGACGAAAAUAAGCUGUGCCCAGCAUGUCGAAAGGAAUAUACUGAAAAUCCGGCGGAUUUCACGCCACUGACUCAGCAGCAGAUUUUAGCGUUCAAGAUGAUGAAAAAGCAACGCGACCAAAAGCGUAAGCAAAAGGUGCGCGUUACUGAGAAUCGCAAACAUCUGUCGAAUGUGAGAGUGGUUCAAAAGAAUUUAGUAUUUGUGGUCGGCCUACCGCCGCGAUUGGCCGAUGCAGAGGUACUCAAGAAGCAUGAGUACUUUGGGAAAUACGGUAAGAUACAUAAAGUUGUGAUAAAUCCCAGCACCGCCUAUGCCGGAGUACAGGGGCCAUCCGCAUCGGCCUAUGUCACUUAUGUACAUAAUAAUGACGCUUUAAGAGCUAUACAAAGUGUCAAUACUCGGAAUAUAAUAAUAGAUAGCAGACUCAUAAAAACCAGUUUGGGAACAACAAAAUAUUGCAGCCAUUUUAUGAAAAAUCAAGUAUGUCCUAAGGGUGAUUGUAUGUAUCUUCAUGAGUUAGGCGAUCCAGAGGCUAGUUUUACGAAGGAGGAAAUGCAUCAAGGGAAACACCAAGAAUAUGAGAAACGCUUACAUGACGCAUUGGUAGUGGGUUCAAAUAGUCCUGGCACGAGCGGCACAAGUGAAACAAAUCAAACGAAUGCUGGUGUUCCCGUGUGGGGAAGCAACGGCGGAGAGAAUAAUCAUGGAACUGCUAAUAAAAAUAGUAAUAUAAGUAAAACAAAUUCCAGUUCGCAGUAUCAAGUCAUGCCUUCGUCAGCGAUACCUUCGCCUUCAUUAGCAUCUGCAUCUAAUGGGCCUACUGUUGAAACAGUAACAGAUCACAGCCCCACUUUAUCGGCUUCACCAGUGAUUAAAGAUGUCGCAGCAAGUCCUGGUGAAGUGAAGCACAAAAAAGAGCGGGGUAGGCAGGAUAAGGUUAAAAAUGACAAAAACGCAAAAUCAAAAAAUAAAAAUAUUGUAAAUGAUGCAAGUAAAAAUUAUACUGGCAAUACACACAGAGAUAAUACUAGCAAUCACAAUGACGUAAAGGAUGGCGCAGAAACUCCUGCAGAUGGAACGGCUUCCCAAUUUUCCAGCCCAGUCCAAGAACGCGAUAUUACCCCGAGCAAUAGUAGUUCCGGUAUAACAAAGGGCAAAAUAAACAAGCCGAAAGCUUCGAAAAAAAGUGUCGACGAGAGUGACAUUAAAAACAUAGAGGACUCGGAAGAGAAUAAUCAUGUAAAUGAAAGCGAUAAAGCUAUUAGCAGUAACAAUAAUGAAAAUGCUUUAUCGGAGUUAUUCGAAAGUCCUGAAGUAUCAGUAAACGAAUUAACUGAUAGUAAAAAGAACGAAAGUAGUGAGGUGGAUGAAGUGGUUCUGGACAACUCUUUUGAAGAACCAAAUUUGAAAAAUGAAGAGAGCGACCUCCCUGCUGACAUCAAACCGGAGAUUGCACAACUUACUCUGUUCGACAACAAAUUAACUCCAAUAUUCUCCCCAGUACUUCCACUCCAGAAUCCAAUGUGUCCAGAAGAUAAGGUAGAAGAUCUGCCAAACCAAAUGAAUAAUAUCAAAAUAUCACCUCUGCCCGAUUUAUUGAAAGGCAUUGAAGAGCAACAAUUUCAACAAGUACAUCCUCACCAACAAAAAGAAUUGGCACGUUUACUUGAAUUACACAAACAAAAUAGUUUAUUUGGAAAUAUGAAUCAUUCGCAGCCCAAUGUUCCACAAGGCGGUUUACAAAAUCAUUUUGGCGGCUUAACCGAGAUGGUGCAAUCUCCGCUGACUACAUUGGAACAUGCAUCUGAACUUCUAUUGAGCCAAAAUUUGUAUGGCAUAAAUAUGUCGAAAUUUUUUGAUUUUCACAAGAAUCAGCAAUUACAGUUGCAACAACAUUGCGUUAGUAAUGAGCAGCCUAUCGGAAAUGGUAGUAAUACACUUUUGGAAAAUAACUUAAAUCCUUACCAGUUUAUGCAGCACCCGGCGCUUUCGACUUUACAACAGCAGCAACAACAUCAGCAACAGCAACAACAAAAGCAUAGAACUCUUGGCCAACUUGAUUCAGUAAUGGCGCUGCAACAACAUCAUCCUACCAUUCAAAACCAACAACAUACCAUACUGCAAAACCAACAGAGCCGCAUGCAAAAUGAAUUUUCUGCAAAUACUUUCGUCGACGAUGAUUUAGGGUUCGAUCCAUUCACUGAAACCCAAAAGGGUUUGGCUGAGCUGAUGGAAAAUGAAAUAGUUAAACCACAGCAUUCUAAAACAAACUGCAACACUAUGCGAGUACCAACGGAGCCCAAUAUGAUACAUCAACAUCAGCACAACAUGGAUAAUCUGCAAAGAGCACGCAUGCCUCCACCAGGCUUUAAUCACAUGAACACCUUUGGAUUGAAUGCUCCUCGGGAACACAACACUAGCAAAAUGAUGCCAUUCUUGAAUAUGACUGGCAAUAGAGCACACACAAAUGAUAUUCAACAUUUGUCAGCUUUUAAUACAUGGGACUCACAUUUACAAUCGCCACGACAUCAACUACCAAGCUUCGGCGAAUUACAGGCACAUCAAAUGAAUCAAAAUAAUCGGAAUGCCGGUAAUUUGGGCAACGACUGGACCGCAAUGGAUCCUGCAAUAUUAUCCUUUCGACAAUUCCCGUCAUGCCCUCAACCGCCACAAAUGCUUCAUCCCCAUCAACAAAAGGAUUUAUUUCCUCAACAUUUAACACAACAACAGCAACAAAAUAAUUUCGGAAAUCCGGCUCAUGGAGGUGGCAACAUGCACCUACCCAAUAACCAGAUCGGUUCACAAUCCGCUGCUCAAGCACAGGUCAACGCUAAUGUCCAAGGAAUGUUGGAGUACCUUAAAAAUCGUCAAUUCUUUUAAGCGACGAGAAAAUAUAUUGAAAUUAUAAAAACUAUUGCUUUUAAAUAAUAAAACUAUUGCUUGCUUAUAUUUUGUUGGUUUAAUAGA